AUGUCUCUUUUCUGCCCUGUUUUCUAUGCAACGCCUUGUAUUAUGAAGAGCUGGGGUUUUGCGGCUGCUGUACCUACCAGACCUCAGAGAGAUAAUCUUCUGACUAUAGUGGAUGCUGGAGAUCGUAGCGUGAAGACAUUACCAAGAGAAAUGAUAAGUAGAACUGUGACCAUCCAGUUGGCCGAACAUGCACGUUGA
Prunus armeniaca (apricot) is the source of this 198-nucleotide messenger RNA. The record is from the annotation of a GenBank genome assembly. Lineage: Eukaryota; Viridiplantae; Streptophyta; Magnoliopsida; Rosales; Rosaceae.